Molecule: messenger RNA, 2714 nt
Organism: Thunnus maccoyii (southern bluefin tuna)
Lineage: Eukaryota; Metazoa; Chordata; Actinopteri; Scombriformes; Scombridae
Gene: vps4b
Product: vacuolar protein sorting 4 homolog B
Exons: 13
Coding region: 209-1735 (508 amino acids)
Biological process (GO): vacuole organization; endosomal transport
Molecular function (GO): ATP hydrolysis activity; ATP binding
Source: RefSeq, a predicted model, not a curated record
UGACUCACUCGCAGGAGGGUUUUCCGCGUCCCAGCAUCGCUACCAUUCCUCUGGCUGGGCAGACUGCUUUCUUGGACGCAUGUGUCAGAGUUGAAGGGAGCGAUAAGCAAACAGGAACUUGUUAGGCAGUGACAUAGACAGGCUAAACGAAACAAGACUGGCGAGGACCGCGGGUUAGAUCUGUUGUUUUAUUAUCAGAGGACUCCUAAUGGAGCCCACAAAUCUACAGAAAGCUAUUGCCGUAGCACAGAAGGCCUCACAGGAGGAUCAGGCUGGGAACUAUGAAGAGGCCAUCCGCUCCUACCAACACGCUGUCAAGUACUUUCUGCACAUCGUAAAACGUGAACCCCAGGGUAAAGAUGGCAACCAGAAGAUCAGAGAUAAAUGCAAACAGUACCUGGACAGAGUGGAAGAGCUACAGGAGUACCUUGUGAAUAAAGAGAAAGCCAUUGAUCUUGCCAGCAAGGCAGCUCAAGAGGAUAAAGCUCAGAACUACGAGGAGGCUCUGCGUCUGUACCAAGCUGCUGUUCAGUACUUCCUUCAUGUGGUGAAAUAUGAAGCCCAGGGAGACAAAGCAAAACAGAGCAUCCGAGCAAAAUGUGCCGAAUACUUGGACAGAGCGGAGAAGUUGAAGGAGUAUCUAAAGAAGAAAGAGAAAGCUCCUCCUGCUAAGCCUGUCAAAGAGUCACAGUCUGAUGACAAAGGGAAUGAGAGUGAUGAAGGUGAUGAUCCAGAGAAAAAGAAGUUCCAAAAUCAGCUCUCAGGUGCAAUUGUUAUGGAGAAGCCAAACAUCAAGUGGAAUGAUGUUGCUGGUUUGGAGGGAGCCAAGGAGGCACUGAAAGAAGCGGUUAUUCUUCCAAUCAAAUUCCCCCACCUUUUCACAGGAAAGAGAACUCCGUGGAGGGGGAUCUUGCUAUUUGGACCUCCAGGUACAGGAAAGUCAUAUCUGGCCAAAGCUGUUGCCACAGAGGCAAACAACUCAACCUUCUUCUCCAUCUCCUCGUCUGACCUUGUCUCCAAAUGGCUGGGAGAGAGUGAAAAGUUGGUAAAGAAUCUUUUCAGCCUUGCCAGGGAGCACAAGCCUUCCAUCAUCUUCAUCGAUGAGAUCGACUCCCUGUGCGGCUCAAGAAGUGAGAACGAGAGUGAGGCUGCUCGCCGUAUUAAGACAGAGUUCUUGGUUCAGAUGCAGGGUGUGGGCAACGACAAUGAAGGAGUGCUGGUACUUGGGGCAACAAACAUCCCAUGGACUCUAGACUCUGCCAUCAGGAGAAGAUUUGAAAAGAGGAUCUACAUCCCGCUGCCUGAAGAGCACGCCCGCUCCUUCAUGUUCAAGCUCCAUCUGGGCUCCACCCCCAACAGUCUCACCGAAUCUGACUUUGUCACUCUGGGCAAGAAAACAGAUGGAUACUCGGGUGCAGAUAUCAGUAUCAUUGUCAGAGACGCUCUAAUGCAGCCAGUUAGGAAGGUCCAGUCAGCAACCCACUUCAAACGGGUACGAGGGCCAUCGAGAGACGACCCCAACGUUAUUGUAGACGAUCUCUUGACCCCUUGCUCACCUGGGGAUCCCAACGCAAUUGAAAUGACAUGGAUGGAAGUCUCUGGGGAAAAGCUAUUGGAACCUGUAGUUUGCAUGUCUGACAUGCUGAGGUCUCAGUCCAACACCAAGCCAACAGUUAAUGAACAAGAUCUGGACAAACUGAAAAAAUUCACAGAGGACUUUGGACAGGAAGGCUAGGCAGGAUGUUUGAGCCAAGCCAAACCAAAGCAAAGGAAAUGCGAUUGUUUCUCUUUACUGUCCUUGUCCCUUUUUUCUCUCUGUCUCAUAGUAACUAUUCACCAAGCCUUGUGGUUUGGUAAGCGGGCAAGAUUACUGCUGCUGAUAACCACAGAAAGGGUAAAAGAUCUAGUGUUAUUUGAGAUUCACUACUGUCCAAAGAAGCUGAGCUAAAAGCAUUGAUACAAGAGGGUUGUUUGAAUCAUGCACUAAAGGUAUUGAUGAGAAAAAAAUACCCAAGAAACUAUCAGCAGAAAUACAACACGAUAUUAGAAAUUUGGCUAUUGAAAUAAAGAUAAUUUAUUUUAUGUGAGGACCAGCUCUUGUGUCCUUAUGUUCCAGUCAGGGUACAUCUCACUGGACCAAUAAAUGCCCCUUACAUUUUCUCUAUUUUGUAUUCAGAAAAACAAGCAUUUAUAGUGUGUAUACGUUAUUUUGUGGAAUGUAUAAUUCGUAGGCUGGGGAAGUGAAACGGGGCAUGAGUUCAUUGAAUUUGUUGUGGUAACAUGUAUUCAUAGUCUCAAGGUGAUGGACAUUAUAGAGUUUUAAGACAGAGAUACUCAGGAUGGGAGCUGUAUUAGGCCCUGGGGCAAUUUUGGAUAGUCUGUUCAGUUUUCUAACAAAUGACAAUUGUAUGCUGCGUACUGUCAUUUGAAUUCUACACAGCUAUUAGGAUGGAACACCAAAGGUGCCAGACCAACCAUUUUAUCAUUUUCAAGGACUCAAUAGCUUUCAAUUACUUUGUCACUCAGCUCAUUGGCUUCUUUUUUCAUGACCUACUGUACAUAUCUCCACAGGCUUUGCUUAUCAUUCUUAACUGCAAAAAAAUUAAGCCUUAUAUAUUAAGAUGAAGUCACUGAGAAUUUUGAUAAAAGAAGACUGGUUUUAAAAGUUGGACACUGAUGGCUCAGGUGAAGAGAUCAUCUUCUUGUACAUUUAA